CGGCUGCGAAUCAAGACUAGAACCUGGCAUUCCUCAAAGAAAUGCAUUUCGACCCUCACCGCCUCCCGUCCCGGCCCAUGGUUGUCAAGGCAACAGUCAGCGUCCUCCAUGUUAAGAACUUCCAGUAAGAAACAGACAAUUGUCGGCCUCCCAGACGCACCAGACAAUGGGUGACCUCUCCUGUGAGACCCAGCUAGAGGAGCUGAUGCACCAGAUCGACAUCAUGGUGAACAGUAAGAAGGUGGAGUGGGAGCAGCAGGUCCUGGCGCUGGAGCAGAGACUCGAGACUCAGGAGCUGGAGCUGUCCCAAACCAGAGGUGCCUUGGAUGAAAAAGACUAUGAGAUUGCAGCCCUCUCCAAAAAGCUGGAAGAAGCAGAUAAGAGUCAAUGUGAAACUGUGCAGAACUAUGAGCACCAGCUGGAGGCGCUGAAGAGUCAGCUUUGUAAAUUGAAGACGGGUUAUGGUAAACUCCAUUAUUAUCAUAUGAAAAACCAUACGAGGGAAAGCAUAGACGCUUCUACAGACCACGAGAAAAGUCAGUCUGAGCUCCGGCGCUUGUCUCAAAAGCUUGAGGAAUAUAAAGAGCAGGCCAGAGAGUGGGAGAACCAGAGGCUGCGGUAUCAGAAUAAUAUGCAGAAGCUAAACGAGCAAAGGAAGAAUCUGCUGGAAAAAUGUGACUCUCUCCAGAAGCAGUCACAAAGCCAUCAGGAGCAGCUCUCGGGCAGGACACGGCUGCAGGACGAGGCAAUUACCAAUAACCAAAGCGAAAUCAGACGGCUGAGGUGCCAGCUCCACGCUUCUCAGGAGACGAUAAUCAGCGGCAGGGUCAUCAUUGAAAAUCUUAAGUCUACUGUAAAAGAAAUCACAUUAAGUAGGAACUUGCUGAAAGACGAGAAUCAGCGCCUCUUGCAGCAGCUGAGGGAUUGUCAGAAGCGAUGCCAGAGGAUGGAGAACAAACUCUUGACGAUUGAACUGCAGGCACAGGAAGACCUCUCGAGGGCUGCAGAGAUGGAUCAAAGGGAUCUGCAAACAUUUAUUUUGCAGUAUUCUGAAGAAAAGAAGCUCAGCGCUCAGGAUUCGGACGUGUUCAUGAAGGAGCGGACGCCAAACAGAGAGAAAGUUCAAAAGAGAUUAAAGCUGUCUCUAUGUAAAGAGGAUCAGGAUGAAAAAGAUUUCUCCAUGAAAGAGAGUAGAAACUCCGGCCUUGAAAGGCUGCGGGCCGACGUCUCAAACCUGACUGAGAAGCUUCAUCAGAAGGACAUGACUAUAACAGCCAUCAGCCAGAAAGUCUCCAGACUGGAGCGAGAGCUGGACAUGAAAGAGCAUGGAGAUGUGCACCAACAGGUCUUGAGAUCGGCAGAAGAGCCCUAUCCCUCACAUGACCCGACACUGGAACCAGAGGUGGAGAAACAACUGAAGAACUUUUUCACCGGGCACGACCUGGAGGUUCUGCAGCCAGAGAUGAUGAAACCUUAUUCCUUGCAUAAAGAGAUUACCAGGAAACUGAGCCAAGGAACACAGAGCAGAUCAAUCGAGGAUGAUGAGCAGACCCUGAAGAUGGCGGAUCAUGACACAAAUCAUAAUCUAAGCUGUGACCGCCUGCUACUGGACCAGGAAUGUCUGGAGUACAUACUGCCUCAGUUGAAGAGUCCAACUCUGGACGACCAUCCUGAGAUGGAUUUCAUCGACUUCUCCUUCCUAGUUUGUGAUCAGUCAGGAGACUUUACUGCAGUGCCGAGCCCAGAAGAAUCCUUUGUGUCGGCGGCAGAGCGCUUCCUGCAGGAGGAGAACCGACGAGCCCUGGACUUUGAGAAUCUCUUGAAUUCGCACAUUGAAGAACUGCAGCGAUACUCUGAGCGCACGGUGAAGAGAUACUCAUCUCCGCUACACUGACCACCACCCACCAUCUACCCGAAAGGGACGGAGCAGAGAAUCCAGCUGUGGUCACGGUUUUCAAGAUCUCUGCUUGCUGUCAUUCAAUAAAAACCCUUAUUGUGUACUUCCACUAGGGUUAUGUGAUGGACACACCAGUAUGCGGCUCGUUACAGUCCAGUUGUCAGAGGUAUGUCUUGUAACGAGCUGUGAUCGGGACAGAUUUUUUAUUUCUUUUUUUACCCCCUGGCAGUAAAUAAUAAAAGUUCCUAUUGAGUGACAGAAAGCAGAGAUUUUGAAAACCAUGCAAGAGUGAUACAGAAAAUCUACUGUCAAUUGAUCUAACUUUAUCAUUCAUAAUGAAUAACUUAUUUACUAAAACCAGAAAACCUCGGGACCCCUGAGACAUUUCCGUAUGUGUUCAGUUUUUUUCCCAUUGACUUGUGGGCAAUAAUAGGACAUGUUCUAUCUUUCAACGGAGCGAAAAUACGGAAACAGAAUGCAUACGGAGUACAUUCAGUUUUUUUGCGGCACCAUUGAAAUGAAUGGUGCCGUAUUCGGAACGCAAAAAACGGCCCGAAAACGGAAAAAAAACCACGGCCGUGUGAAAGAAGCCUAAAGGAAACACAUUUAUUAGAAAGCUGCAGAACUUUCCAUUAGGGCUCAUUCACGCGACCGUAUAUUUUUUUUCCGUUUCUGCUCCGUUUUUUUG
Bufo gargarizans (Asiatic toad) is the source of this 2585-nucleotide messenger RNA. RefSeq names its product deuterosome assembly protein 1-like. The transcript is spliced from 13 exons. Lineage: Eukaryota; Metazoa; Chordata; Amphibia; Anura; Bufonidae. Gene Ontology annotation, cellular component: centriole. Bases 167 to 1894 code for a protein of 575 amino acids. Gene Ontology annotation, biological process: de novo centriole assembly involved in multi-ciliated epithelial cell differentiation; centriole replication. The record is from RefSeq and is a predicted model, not a curated record.